AUUGGUCUCCCGAGUUGGUCAGUAGGCGCCUCUGAUUUGAUCUGCUCUGGCCUUGCCCGCGUUGAAUUGUUUCUUAAUGGUUGCUCGACCCUGCAGAAUUGGACAACAAAAAACAAGAAGCGACACCUUCUAUCUCACGGCACGCCGGACACAUUCUUGAGUCCGUCGUCCGACCGCUCCCGUUCGUCUCACUUUUCAAAACCGUUACCCCCGCCAACCGAAAAGCUGGAGCUACCGUCGAUUUCGCAGGUCCACACCCGAGGUCCUGUUGAUAUCCCUUGGUAUAACCACCACGCGGCAGAGCGACCCCUGUUGUCUGGCGACAAACUCCCGGCUCUCAGUCUGCCGACGGCCACGCAGGCCAUCUCGGGCCAGUCCUAUCGGACUAGCUACGAAGACGCGUCGGCCCUUGGUUCCAACAACACAAGCGCUCGAACAAGCUUAUCGGGAGCUGCGCCUGUGGUCAGCGAAGCUAGAAGCCCACCGCCGUCGUCUGCAGACCUCGCAGCAGGUGGUCAGGGCCGGCUUUCCUUGGAUUCUUCAGCUCCCCAAGACUACACCCUCCAACAAACCCCAGUUAGCGACAGCUACUAUCAGAGCCAGACCCCGAUUGGCAGCAUGAACCAAACACAGCCCUACAUCGAUGUCCACUCAUCGCAUAUAUCAUCCGCCCAGCCGUAUGCAUCUCACGCCGCAACUGCCGGGGGAAUCGCUCAUUACCCUCAAUACCACCAGCAGCCACCCGUCUUGCAGCCAGCAUCUACCACGUAUGGCCCGACCACCUCUUACUCCCAAUAUGCCUAUCCGAGCGGAGUAACGUCCUCCCAGGCAGGCCCACAACCUCCCACGACGUCAAUGAGCGGUGGCGUUCCAGCCCAGCUGUUACCACUACCAGCCGUCACGAACCACGCUGCAGCCCCUCCGGGUUACGGGAACACAACCGGCACCCCCUUGCAAGGAUUUAUUUAUGAUAUGACCGGCCAGGUAGCCCCACCAGGAGCGAAGCCGCGGGUUACUGCAACGUUGUGGGAGGAUGAGGGCAGUCUCUGUUACCAAGUCGAGGCCAAAGGUGUUUGCGUGGCUCGAAGGGAGGACAAUCAUAUGAUCAACGGUACGAAGCUUCUCAAUGUCGCAGGAAUGACUAGGGGUCGCCGGGAUGGUAUCUUGAAAAGCGAAAAGAUCCGUCAUGUUGUCAAGAUCGGCCCAAUGCAUCUGAAGGGCGUGUGGAUCCCCUUCGAGCGUGCCCUCGAAUUUGCCAACAAGGAGAAGAUCACGGACCUAUUGUAUCCUCUCUUUGUUCACAACAUCGGUGGCCUGCUGUACCACCCAACCAACCAGAGUCGGACGAAUAUGGUAGUGCAGGAGUCGCAACAACGGCGAUUGGAAGGCCCACAAGCUGCGCGAGCAUCUCAGGGGCCCCAGCCUCAGACUUUGCACCACCAUCAUUCCUUGCAAACCACGGUCCCUUCUCACAUGCCCCAACCCCACGCGAUGGCUUCUCAGGCCGGUGCUCGACCGGGGCUUGAUCGAGCUCACACGUUUCCCACACCCCCAGCCAGUGCCUCCAGCCUUAUCCCCAUCACUAAUCCCGGCAACUCUUAUGAUUGGAACAAUCAGGGGAUGAACUCUGGAGUCCCAAACUCUCAGCCGCUCUCCAUCGAUACGGCCCUGAGCAAUGCCCGGUCAAUGCCCACGACGCCCGCCACUACACCCCCGGGCACCAAUCUGCAGGGAAUGCAGUCAUUCCAAGGCCAGUCCGGAUAUGAGUCGAAACAAUACUACUCAGCUGCUCCACCAUCUCACCCUCAUUAUGCUUCCCAGCAGCCAUUGACCCAGGCAGGUAUGGCUUCAUAUGGACAGACGAUCCCAUCUCAUCCUUACAUUAAGAACGAAAUGGGGCCCCCGUCGAGUCGUACGCCUGGCGGCCAGCCAGAAACGGAGGCUCCUGAGGUGAAACAGGAACGUUACGCCCACAGUAACGGACAUGUUGGCAGCAACGGCGCCGAGUCUGUCGCAGAACACGAGCCGGAGUACGUGCAGCACGACAGUUCUGGAUACAACACCAACCGAGGCUCGUACACCUACACCACGAACACCUCGGUAGGCAGUUUGACCGGUGAUCACUCCCAGCUUACGCCUGAGAUCACGGGCUCCCCCACGCAGCAGAAUGGUUCCGGACGCAUGACGCCCCGUACAAGCGGUGGGCCUCCCCCUCCCUGGGCCUCCGGUUACAACACGCCUCCGCGUCCCGCAGCUGCCAGCAGCUUGUACAACAUCGUGAGCGACACCAGAGGGACUUCGGGCAACGGCACGGCCGCUGACAAUUACUCCGUCACAUCUAACUCUGCUCCUGGAUACUCGACAGGCAUGAACGGUUCCCUAGGUUCGACUAAGCGGAUGCGGGAAGACGACGACGUGGACCGAAUUCCCCGUCCCGACAGUCGGGGUACGGAAUACGAUAGCAAGCGUCGCAAGACGUUGAGCGAAACCUCCGUCGGUGGUCCAGUGGGUGGUGUACCUCUUGGACUGCAGCCCAUGAAGGCCGGCGGCGUCAUGGCUCGUCGUCGGUAG
This is a messenger RNA of Aspergillus sclerotioniger CBS 115572, 2571 nucleotides long. RefSeq names its product cell pattern formation-associated protein stuA. The annotation marks the transcript as partial. Gene Ontology annotation, molecular function: sequence-specific DNA binding; DNA-binding transcription factor activity. The transcript is spliced from 5 exons. Gene Ontology annotation, cellular component: nucleus. The record is from RefSeq and is a predicted model, not a curated record. NCBI's taxonomy places the organism in Eukaryota, Fungi, Ascomycota, Eurotiomycetes, Eurotiales, Aspergillaceae. Gene Ontology annotation, biological process: positive regulation of transcription by RNA polymerase II.